CACACUUGUUUCCCUACCACGAACAACAACCAAUCAUCACCAUGUCCACCGACAAGAUCACUUUCCUCCUCAACUGGGGUGCCACCCCUUACCAUGCUCCUAUCUACCUUGCUCAGUCCAAGGGCUUCUACGCAGAGCAGGGCAUCAAGGUUGCCAUUCUCGAGCCCAAUGACCCCUCGGACGUCACUGAGAUCAUCGGCUCAGGCAAGGUCGACAUGGGUUGCAAGGCCAUGAUUCACACCCUCGCCGGCAAGGCCCGUGGCUUCCCUAUCGAGUCGGUUGGCACCCUCAUGGACGAGCCCUUUACUGGCCUCGUCUACAUGGAGGGGUCGGGCAUCACGACCGACUUCCGCUCCAUCAAGGGGAAGACGAUUGGCUACGUCGGCGAGUUUGGCAAGAUCCAGCUUGACGAGCUGACCGCCCACUUCGGCAUGCAGCCUUCGGACUACAAGGCGGUCCGUGUAGGCAUGAAUGUCUCCGAGUCGAUCAAGCGCGGAGACAUCGAUGCUGGCAUUGGCCUCGAGAACGUCCAAAUGGUCGAGCUCGAGGAGUGGUGCAAGGCGACGAACCGCCCCACGACUGACGUCAAGAUGCUCCGUAUUGACGAGCUCGCUGAGCUGGGCUGCUGCUGCUUCUGCUCGAUCCUCUACAUUGCCAACGCUGGCUUCAUUGAGGCCAACCCGGAGAAGGUCAGGAAGUUCAUGGCUGCUAUCAAGAAGGCCACCGAUUACUUGUUCGAGAAGCCCGAGGAGGCAUGGAAGGAGUACAAGGUGUACAAGAAGGUCAUGGACACGCCUGUCAACGAGAAGAUCUUCGAGAGGAGCUUCGUCUACAUGAGCCCCGACUGCGCCAACGUCCCCCGUGACUGGAACAAGGUGACCAACUACUGCAAGCGCCUUGGCAUUGUCUCCAACGACUUCGAGCCCAACUUCACCAACUCGUUCCUGAGCUGGAAGCUCGAUGCUCAGCCCGAGGACGGCAUGGCCAAGCAGCAGGCUAUUGCUGAGUACCAGAAGCAGGUCUCCCAGAAGGGCGGUAUCCUCGAUGGGCUCAAGCCUCAGUUGCCUACUGUGGCUGCCGCCUAAUCGGAGAGCAGUUGACGGCAUAUUGGCUUGCUAGGAGGAUGAACGGGUAGAGGAGGGAAGUCGAGAGGAUCAGAGAAGUUGCACAAUCGAUUGAAUCACAGUCCAUUCAACUCCUUGUUGCCGUGAUGGCGGGUGUGUCCCAAAGGUAGCGAUGACGAUCAGGGGUGCUUUUGCGCCUGGCACUCCUUGACGAGCUCCAUGAUAGCCCUGAAUCUCGGCCCCUCAUGUGUAGCCAUU
Messenger RNA from Jaminaea rosea, 1322 nucleotides. Its product is annotated as NMT1-domain-containing protein. Lineage: Eukaryota; Fungi; Basidiomycota; Exobasidiomycetes; Microstromatales. Gene Ontology annotation, biological process: thiamine biosynthetic process. The record is from RefSeq and is a predicted model, not a curated record. The transcript is spliced from 7 exons. The coding region runs from base 42 to 1085 and encodes 347 amino acids.